AAGAAUAGUUAUCUAAAUUGCCAACCCCUCUUCUCCCCCGUAAUCUGUCCUUUGACAAUUACCCACGAUUUAUGCCCUCUCAAUCGCCGUCGUCCACCUACACCCACCAAGCCUCUUACUUACUCUCAGUCACCACCCCCCUUGGUCGCCGGAGUCGAUAGAUCCGCUCUCGCUCUUUCUCUCUCUCGAUCGCUCACCAUCUGCCUCUCUGGUCGUCCAUCACUGUGCGGCCCUCCAUCUUUUCCUCGCCGGAAGUACUGGUGAAUGUAGUUUCAUAUGAAGCUGAGCCUAAAAGAGCAAACUCAGGACGAUGUCUCUUAGAGGACCGCCACUUCCUCGGCUUCUACUCGACCAGGUGUCCUGUAUGCGUAAUGCCCAGCAAAUCCUUAGAAAUGUUAACGUCUCGAUCCAUGAUGGCAGUGCACUCGUGCUGUCAGGGACCAAUGGUUCAGGCAAAACAACAUUCUUACGAAUGUUAGCCGGAUUCUCCCGACCUUCUGCCGGUAGGAUCCUAUGGAAUGGGCAUGACAUUACAGAAUCUGGAGUAUUCCACCAAUACAAACUUCAGCUGAAUUGGCUCUCACUUAAAGAUGCCAUUAAAGAGAACUUUACCAUCAUUGACAACGUUCAGUGGUUUGAGGUGCUUGAGGGGAAGCAUGGCAGGUCAAUGCCUGCCAUCGAGCUGAUGGGGCUUGGAAGAUUGGCAAAGGAGAAGGCGAAAAUGUUGUCGAUGGGGCAACGUAAGCGCCUGCAACUUGCAAGAUUGUUGGCAAUCGAUAGACCGAUUUGGCUGCUCGAUGAGCCUUCAGUUGCAUUAGAUGAUGAUGGGGUCAAGUUGCUGGAAUACAUCAUUGCUGAACAUAGAAAGAAAGGUGGGAUUGUUAUUGUAGCAACACAUAUACCAAUAGAUAUUGAAGAUGCCAUGAUCUUGAGGCUGCCGCCACGGUUCCCUCGGAGAAUAACCUUGGCCGAUAUGCUCGAUCGGUGUGACAUAUCGUAACUUCUUGAGACCAUUACCAACCCAAGCAUAGUUCAAAUAAAGUCCAUGGUAACAUUCUUUCUCAUUCUUUCUCAUUUGUUGGUUUCCAUCGUUAGAAUUGUUUUUAAAAAUAGCUCAGUUUAAAGCUAAAAGUAAUACUUCAUGUUUUAUAUUACAAAAGACAAUACUUUAAAUUCAAAUACCAUUUCGGUUCCUUUA
Cucumis melo (muskmelon) is the source of this 1198-nucleotide messenger RNA. RefSeq names its product ABC transporter I family member 1. The record is from RefSeq and is a predicted model, not a curated record. Bases 311 to 1000 code for a protein of 229 amino acids. Lineage: Eukaryota; Viridiplantae; Streptophyta; Magnoliopsida; Cucurbitales; Cucurbitaceae. Gene Ontology annotation, molecular function: ATP hydrolysis activity; transmembrane transporter activity; ATP binding. Gene Ontology annotation, biological process: cytochrome complex assembly. The transcript is spliced from 2 exons.